Molecule: messenger RNA, 1131 nt
Organism: Entrophospora sp. SA101
Lineage: Eukaryota; Fungi; Glomeromycota; Glomeromycetes; Entrophosporales; Entrophosporaceae
Source: the annotation of a GenBank genome assembly
AUGAAAGACACUCCACUGAAAAAAGUUCUUCAAAUAUGCAAUCAAACUGUAAAGUUUUCAUUAACACCAAAUAGAUUGGCAACAAUCGAGACACCACCACCAAAACUUGCUCCUCGUGCACCCGUAACUAGAGAUUGGGAUAUACAAAAAUCACAUUCUAAAACUCCCAAAGAUAAUAAUGAGUUUGAUGUCAUAAAUGGAAAACGUUCACAAAAAGAAGAAAGUUUAUAUGAUUUCUUGAAAAAUACUAGCCCAGAAGAUGUUUUUGGCGAUCCACAUUCACGUAAAAUCAAAAACAAAGGGUCAAAAAAUGAUAUCUUAUCAAAAAGAUACGGUAAACCUUUGGAUAAAUUGGAUCCACUUUCUGAAAAACCUACAAGCCCUACUUCGCUUGGUAAUAAUCCUCGUUAUAUUCCUUUAAUUCCUUCGGAAAAAUCAUCACCUGGUUCACCUUUUUCACCAUUGUCACCAAUAUCACCAAUAUCAACUGCUAAUUCAUUAAAUACAAAACAUUCAUCGUCAUCAUUACAUCGUAUUAAAUCUUUGGAACGGAUGAUUUCUAUUAAAAACGAUAAUGAGAAUAUUAAUAAAAACAGAAAUACUCAUGCUUUAAAUAAAUUCCAAAAUGACUCAAGUAAAAGAAGAAAACACCAGGCUCAAGAUUUAAUAGACUUUUUGAACACAACACCGCCAAGUGAAAAAACUACUUUUCCUGACUCUCUUAAAGAUCAUCCAGAUUCAAAUAAUACAAGUGGCAAAAAAACCAAGUUAAGAAGAUUGUUUUCAAAAUUGCGAAAUAAGCCAUCAUCUGGACAUUCAAAUUCACAUCACAUUACAUCAAAUUCAAAUAAUCCGGCGUUUGUAAGCGCUUCCGCUUUGGUCAAUAGACAAAGAGCUAAAUAUAUUAAAAUAGAAAUUCCACCUCUUCCUGUUAAAGAUACUAGCGGACAAACCAGCUUUGAUCAGCUUGGUGUUCAAAGUAAAUAUGUACCUAAAGCGAUAUCAACAAGUAGUUUACCAUACGAUCCAAAUAAUCCAAACAAUACAAACACUGAAUUUACUCGAGCUAGUGAACGUGAUGCUAGCAUAUCGGACAUCAGACGAAAAUUUCUUGUGGCUUGUGGAAAUUGA